Messenger RNA from Pelobates fuscus (common spadefoot toad), 474 nucleotides. RefSeq names its product splicing factor Cactin-like. Bases 1 to 474 code for a protein of 157 amino acids. The transcript has 5 exons. NCBI's taxonomy places the organism in Eukaryota, Metazoa, Chordata, Amphibia, Anura, Pelobatidae. Gene Ontology annotation, cellular component: cytoplasm; spliceosomal complex. Gene Ontology annotation, biological process: mRNA cis splicing, via spliceosome; negative regulation of innate immune response. The record is from RefSeq and is a predicted model, not a curated record.
AUGGGAAACACAGUCCCAGAGCUACAGACGUUUUAUGACACAUCAGUCAAUAGGGAAGCUAAAGAGUCAUGUUACUAUGCAUCCUCUACGAAAUCGGUCACCCCAAUCUUUCAGAAUGCCCAAGGUAUCAGCCAAAGAUGGCUGCUAAGUGAGGUGCUGCAAGGUGAAAGACGAGAAGGGGUAAAUGCCUCUGUCACCACCGAUGUACAGGCUGUAUUUAAAGGAAAGACAUACAACCAGCUUCAGGUGAUUUUUCAAGGAAUCGAAAGCAAGAUUAGAAAAGGAGGACCGAACCUGGAUAUUGGGUAUUGGGAGAGUCUCCUGCAGCAGCUUAGGGCUUACAUGGCCAGAGCUAGGCUUCGAGAGAGACACCAGGACGUCUUGCGUCAGAAACUCUUCAAACUGAAGCAAGAGCAGGGUGUGGAAAGCGAGCCUCUCUUCCCCAUUAUAAAACAGAACAUUCCUAACGGAUAA